Molecule: messenger RNA, 2301 nt
Organism: Vicia faba (fava bean)
Lineage: Eukaryota; Viridiplantae; Streptophyta; Magnoliopsida; Fabales; Fabaceae
Source: the annotation of a GenBank genome assembly
AUGUAUUCAAUUACUUGCCAGUGUAUUCGGCCACUUUCCAAUUCUUCACCAGUAGUGGAAGCUAAUGAUAAGCAUAAUGAUGUGAGACAUGUUAAUUUUGCAAAGAUCCCUUCAUGGGUCACUUUGAAAACCAGUCAUUCUUCGUUAGAGACCCAUAAAACUCAAAAGGGCCAAGUUGAAAACUUGCAUUUGGUUUCUUUAGCCAAACAAGGGAAGCUUAGAGAAGUGCAUGAAUUUAUCAGAAGCAUGGAUGAAGCAGGUAUUUCCACCGAUUCCCGAUCGUACGAAUACCUCUUUAAAAUGUGUGGAACUUUGGGAGCUUUGUCUGAUGGAAUGUUAUUUCACAAGAGACUGCAGAGAAUGGAUAACAGAAAUAACCUCAUUGACAAUUGCAUCCUCCAAAUGUAUUGCGACUGUAAGAGUUUCAAAGCUGCAGAGAGAUUCUUCGAUAAAAUGAUUGAUCGGGAUAUGUCCUCUUGGGCAAUCAUCAUAUCUGCUUAUGCUAAGAAAGGCCGUGUAGAUGAAGCUGUUAGAUUGCUCUUGCAUAUGCUGGAUUUGGGUAUCAUGCCGAGCUCCUCUAUCUUUUGUAAUCUUCUAAGGUCCUUUUCAGAUCGUUCGGUGUUAGACCUUGGCAAACAGAUACAUUCUCAGCUGAUAAGGAUUGGGUUUACUUCUGAUGUUUCAGUUGAUACGUUAAUUUCCAAUAUGUACGUCAAGUGUGGGUGGUUGGAGGGUGCUGAAGUUGCCACCAAUAAGAUGACUUGGGAAAAUGCUGUGGCUUGCACUGGACUGAUGGUGGGUUAUACUAAAGCUUCAAGGCACGGGGAUGCUCUGUCGUUGUUUGUCAAGAUGAUAAGUGAAGGUGUAAAGUUGGAUGAGUUUGUCUUCUCAAUAGUGCUUAAGGCAUGUGCUGCUUUAGAAGACCUACGCACCGGAAGGCAAAUUCAUAGUUACAUUGUAAAACUUGGCUUGAAAUCUGAGGUCUCGGUUGGUACUCCGCUAGUGGACUUUUAUGUUAAGUGUGCUAGGUUUGAAGCCGCGCAUCAAGCUUUUGAGAGCAUAAGUGAACCAAAUGAUUAUUCAUGGAGUGCUAUAAUCACUGGAUAUUGCCAAAGUGGUAGAUUCGAUAGGGCUAUUCAAACUUUUAAUAAAAUAAGAAGAAAAGGAGUGUUAUUGAAUUCAUUCAUCUAUACCAACAUCUUUCAAUCAUGCUCUGCUGUCUCAGAUUUAAUUUACGGUGCUCAAGUUCACGCAGAUGCAAUAAAAAAGGGGCUAAUUCAAUGCCUCUCUGGAGAGAGUGCUAUGAUCACUAUGUACUCAAAAUGCGGCAAACUGGACUCCGCUCAUCAAGCAUUCUUGGCCAUAGAUAAACCUGAUACUAUUGCAUGGACUGCUAUAAUUUGUGCUUUUGCUUACCAUGGCAAAGCUUCUGAAUCCCUGAGACUUUUCAACGAGAUGCUGCGGUCCGGUGCAAAGCCAAAUGCUGUCACUUUCAUAGGUUUGUUAAAUGCCUGUAGUCAUGCAGGUUUAGUUAAAGAAGGGAAGAAGUUUUUGGAUACAAUGAGUAACAAGUACGGUGUGAAACCAACUAUUGAUCAUUACGAUUGUAUGAUUGAUAUUUACUCUCGUGCUGGAUUAUUACAAGAGGCACUGGAUAUGAUAAGGAGUCUGCCAUUUGAACCGGAUGCAAUGAGUUGGAAAAGUUUAUUAGGUGGGUGUUGGAGUCAUCGGAAUCUCGACAUUGGGAUGAUUGCAGCUGAAAAAAUCUUUCAAUUGGAUCCACUAGACUCUUCUACUUAUGUAAUGAUGUUCAAUUUAUGUGCUUUGGCUGGGAAAUGGGAUGAAGCGGCCCGAUAUAGAAAGAUGAUGGCUGAAAGGAAGUUGAGGAAGGAGCUAAGUUGCAGCUGGAUUAUUGUGAAGGGUAAAGUCCAUCGUUUCAUUGUUGGUGAUAGACACCACCCUCAAACAGAACAGAUAUACUCAAAACUGAAACAGCUUGACUUAGCUAUCAAAAAGAGUGAAGAGGGUCUUCUUGAUGAAGAGGAUGAUGCUGUGUGUAACUUUACUGAGAGGGAAGAGCAACUUCUUGAUCACAGUGAGAGACUAGCUAUAGCCUAUGGUUUGAUUAGCACGACAGGCGAGACCCCGAUUUUGGUAUUUAAAAAUACUCGAUCUUGCAAAGAUUGUCAUGAGUUUGCAAAGAAAGUUUCAAUCGUAACAGGUCGUGAGUUAAUUGUGAGAGAUGCCAACAGGUUCCAUCAUGUUAAUUCAGGGAAAUGUUCUUGCAAUGAUUAUUGGUGA